Lathyrus sativus (Indian pea) is the source of this 201-nucleotide messenger RNA. Lineage: Eukaryota; Viridiplantae; Streptophyta; Magnoliopsida; Fabales; Fabaceae. The record is from the annotation of a GenBank genome assembly.
AUGUGUGGAUCUAAGCCAACAAAUGGCAUCUUUUUUUUGGGUCCUCAUCCCAUAAGAACCUAUUGGCCAUUUGUGUGCUGCAAUUUUCGACAUUUACUCGCCGCCGAUCUGCUUGCUUCUAACUUUACCUCUCUGACGAAGGAAGAGCUUGUUUUCAGUACUACUUUGAGGUCAGUUAGGUUUCUGUUACAGAGUGUUUGA